Cebus imitator (Panamanian white-faced capuchin) is the source of this 3168-nucleotide messenger RNA. RefSeq names its product lon peptidase 2, peroxisomal (gene LONP2). Gene Ontology annotation, cellular component: peroxisomal matrix. Gene Ontology annotation, molecular function: serine-type endopeptidase activity; ATP hydrolysis activity; ATP-dependent peptidase activity. The record is from RefSeq and is a predicted model, not a curated record. The transcript is spliced from 16 exons. NCBI's taxonomy places the organism in Eukaryota, Metazoa, Chordata, Mammalia, Primates, Cebidae. Gene Ontology annotation, biological process: protein quality control for misfolded or incompletely synthesized proteins; protein targeting to peroxisome; protein processing. Bases 221 to 2833 code for a protein of 870 amino acids.
AGUGCGCCUCCUUUCGCAUAUGUACGACGCGCAAGUCUUACCAGGAGGCUCCGCGAUAGGGCAGCGCGAAGCGACAGCGUUUGGACCCGGGGGCUGACCGUAGCGCGGGGCCGGAAGCAGAGGCUCGUAGGCAGCUCUGAGGUUUGGAGGCAGCGGGGUAGGUCGCGGGCAGCUGUCUGUCCUGCUCCUUUUGACAGCCCCUGUGCAAACGGCUGCCACCAUGUCUUCAGUGAGCCCCAUCCAGAUCCCCAGCCGCCUCCCGCUGCUGCUCACUCACGAGGGCGUCCUGCUGCCCGGCUCCACCAUGCGUACUAGCGUGGACUCGGCCCGCAACCUGCAGCUGGUGCGGAGCCGCUUGCUGAAGGGCACGUCGCUGCAGAGCACCAUUCUGGGCGUCAUCCCCAACACGCCUGACCCCGCCAGCGACGCGCAGGACCUGCCACCGCUGCACAGGAUCGGGACGGCUGCACUGGCUGUUCAGGUUGUGGGCAGUAACUGGCCCAAGCCCCACUACACUCUGUUGAUUACCGGCCUAUGCCGUUUCCAGAUUGUACAGGUCUUAAAAGAGAAGCCAUAUCCCAUUGCUGAAGUUGAGCAGUUGGACCGACUUGAGGAGUUUCCCAACACCUGUAAAAUGAGGGAGGAGCUGGGAGAACUAUCAGAGCAGUUUUACAAAUAUGCAGUACAAUUGGUUGAAAUGUUGGAUAUGUCUGUCCCUGCAGUUGCUAAAUUGAGACGUCUUUUAGAUAGUCUUCCAAGGGAAGCUUUACCAGACAUCUUGACAUCGAUUAUCCGAACAAGCAACAAAGAGAAACUCCAGAUUUUAGAUGCUGUGAGCCUGGAGGAGCGAUUCAAGAUGACUAUACCACUGCUUGUCAGACAAAUUGAAGGACUGAAAUUGCUUCAGAAAACCAGAAAACCCAAGCAAGAUGAUGAUAAGAGGGUUAUAGCAAUACGCCCCAUUAGGAGAAUUACACAUAUCCCAGGUACUUUAGAAGAUGAAGAUGAUGAUGAAGAUAAUGAUGACAUUGUCAUGCUAGAGAAAAAAAUACGAACAUCUAGUAUGCCAGAGCAGGCCCAUAAAGUCUGUGUCAAAGAGAUAAAGAGACUCAAAAAAAUGCCUCAGUCAAUGCCAGAAUAUGCUCUGACUAGAAAUUAUUUGGAACUGAUGGUAGAACUUCCUUGGAACAAAAGUACAACUGACCGCCUGGACAUUAGGGCAGCCCGGAUACUUCUGGAUAAUGACCAUUAUGCCAUGGAAAAAUUGAAGAAAAGAGUACUGGAAUACUUGGCUGUCAGACAGCUGAAAAAUAACUUAAAGGGCCCAAUCCUAUGCUUUGUUGGCCCUCCUGGAGUUGGUAAAACAAGCGUGGGAAGAUCAGUGGCCAAGACUCUAGGUCGAGAGUUCCACAGGAUUGCGCUUGGAGGAGUAUGUGAUCAGUCUGACAUUCGAGGACACAGGCGCACCUAUGUUGGCAGCAUGCCUGGGCGCAUCAUCAAUGGCUUGAAGACUGUGGGAGUGAACAACCCAGUGUUCCUAUUAGAUGAGGUUGACAAACUGGGAAAAAGUCUACAGGGUGAUCCUGCAGCAGCUCUGCUUGAGGUGUUGGAUCCUGAACAAAACCAUAACUUCACUGAUCAUUAUCUAAAUGUGGCCUUUGACCUUUCUCAAGUUCUUUUUAUAGCUACCGCCAACACCACUGCCACCAUUCCAGCUGCCUUGUUGGACAGAAUGGAGAUCAUUCAGGUUCCAGGGUAUACACAGGAGGAGAAGAUAGAGAUUGCCCAUAGGCACUUGAUCCCAAAGCAGCUAGAACAACAUGGGCUGACUCCUCAACAGAUUCAGAUCCCUCAGGUCACCACUCUUGACAUCAUCACCAGGUAUACCAGAGAGGCAGGGGUUCGUUCUCUGGACAGAAAACUUGGGGCCAUUUGCCGAGCUGUGGCCGUGAAGGUGGCAGAAGGACAGCCUAAGGAGGCCAAGUUGGAACGCUCUGAUGUGGCUGAGAGAGAAGAUACUAAAGGAAUUGUUCAGUUUGUGAACUGUGUGAGAUCUAUGGUUUUUCAUGUUUGCAGAGAACACAUCUUGGAAGAUGAAAAACCUGAAUCUAUCAGUGACACUGCUGAAUUGGCCCUACCUCCUGAAAUGCCGAUUUUGAUUGAUUUCCAUGCUCUGAAAGACAUCCUUGGACCCCCGAUGUAUGAAAUGGAGGUAUCUCAGCGUUUGAGUCAACCAGGAGUGGCGAUAGGCUUGGCUUGGACUCCCUUAGGUGGAGAAAUCAUGUUCGUGGAGGCGAGUCGAAUGGAUGGCGAGGGCCAAUUAACUCUGACCGGCCAGCUUGGGGACGUGAUGAAGGAGUCUGCUCACCUCGCUAUCAGCUGGCUCCGCAGCAAUGCAAAGAAGUACCAGCUGACCAACGCUUUUGGAAGUUUUGAUCUUCUUGACAACACAGACAUCCAUCUGCACUUCCCAGCUGGAGCUGUCACAAAAGAUGGACCAUCUGCUGGAGUUACCAUAGUAACCUGUCUCGCCUCACUUUUUAGUGGGCGGCUGGUGCGUUCAGAUGUGGCCAUGACUGGAGAAAUUACACUGAGAGGUCUUGUUCUUCCAGUGGGUGGAAUUAAAGACAAAGUGCUGGCCGCACACAGAGCAGGACUGAAGCAAGUCAUUAUUCCUCGGAGAAACGAAAAAGACCUUGAGGGAGUCCCGGGCAACGUACGACAGGAUUUAAGUUUUGUCACAGCAAGCUGCCUGGAUGAGGUUCUUAAUGCAGCUUUUGAUGGUGGCUUUACUGUCAAACCCAGACCUGGUCUCUUAAAUAGCAAACUGUAGGCCCAUAUCUCAACUUUGUAGAAUUUUAAGUUAUGAAGUGCUCAGAGGUACUGACACAGUUGAUUUAUUCACACCAUUAGGGGUAGGCAAGAUGUCCCUGUUUCGUAACAGGGACAUAAUCACAACACUAGUGAACCACAAGUAGUGGCUAAUGUUUAGUAUAGAAAUAGAAGAUGUUGAUUGCCGGACAUGGUGGCUCACGCCUGUAAUCUCAGCACUUUGGGAGGCCAAGGCAGGUGGAUCACGAGGUCAGGCGAUCAAGACCAUCCUGACUAACUUGGUGAAACCCUGUCUCAAAAAAAAGCUGUUGAUUUAGUAAACUGAUAAAAAUCAAA